Molecule: messenger RNA, 1110 nt
Organism: Annulohypoxylon truncatum
Lineage: Eukaryota; Fungi; Ascomycota; Sordariomycetes; Xylariales; Hypoxylaceae
Product: Pre-mRNA-splicing factor Cwf15/Cwc15
Exons: 4
Coding region: 102-806 (234 amino acids)
Biological process (GO): mRNA cis splicing, via spliceosome
Cellular component (GO): catalytic step 2 spliceosome
Molecular function (GO): RNA binding
Source: RefSeq, a predicted model, not a curated record
GGCGCAGCCCUGGAGGCCAUCAAAUAUUACGGGUAACCCAGACUUAACUUUUACAUCUUCGUUUAGGGUCUAGCAAGUCAUUUGUUGACAAACAAUCAAAGAUGACUACCGCGCAUAGACCUACCUUCGAUCCCGCGCGUGGAAAGGAAGCUCUUCGAGGGCCAGCCUAUCACCAACGCCUCCUUCCCGCCCACACCAAGCUAAAGUUCAGACAACCCGGCCAAGGAGGAGAUGCCGACGAACCUCGCGACCUACGAGCCGAGCUUCUCGCCGCUGAGGCUGCCCACUUCGCUAAGCAGGGCAAGUUGGCCGAUAUUCCUGACGUCGAUAACUCUGAAUCCACCACCAACCCCGGCACAAAGCGACCCUUACCAAUAGCGUCGCAAGCAGACGAUGAUGAGGGAGGUGAAGAUCCAGAGGCGAAACGCCAGCGUGUAUUAGCGGAGACCCGAGACAUAGAUGAAGAGUCGGAAGUUGAUGAUAGUGACGAGGAUAGUGAUGAGGAAGACGAAGAAGCCGAGCUACUACGUGAACUCGAGAGAGUCAGACAAGAACGAGCCCAGAAGCGCGAAGAAGAAGAACGCGCCAAGGCUGCGGCCGAAGCAGAGGAACGAGAACGAGAGAUUGCGCUGGGUAAUCCGUUAAUGAAUCCCACAAGCUUCAACACCAAACGAAGAUGGGAUGACGACGUGGUGUUCAAGAAUCAAGCACGAGGAACGGAAGACAAGAACAAGAAAAAGGAAUUCAUCAACGAUAUGCUACGAUCAGACUUCCACAAACGGUUUAUGAACAAGUACGUGCGAUGAGGUGUAUAUAACAGAAUGAUGCUAGCCUGCCGAGAAAUAAUACCCCGAAUGUGCACUCGGACUGCCGACGUCUUCGUCAAGUGUUUCACGGACUAGUUAUGGUGAUAGGAAACAGACAAGAGAAGACUCCAGGGAUUAAAAGAAGGAACCUCUACCUUUUUUCUAUUUGUCAGGUUGUGAGACUACUGAUGCCAUUCUUAAAGUCACACAUAUAUACGCUAAUGAUAGCUCAUUGGUUACUUCGUAUAGGAGUUCGGAUAGGCCGGUGGUCUCUGUAUGGGCUUGCCUAAUGAAAUCCAUUACA